This is a messenger RNA of Didymodactylos carnosus, 1362 nucleotides long. The record is from the annotation of a GenBank genome assembly. NCBI's taxonomy places the organism in Eukaryota, Metazoa, Rotifera, Eurotatoria, Philodinida, Philodinidae.
AUGGAUCCUUGUGGGAUAUCCGAUGGAAGCAUCAUGUUAGGCGAACCUAUUCUAACCAUAUUUGAUAAUUUAAAUAAUUUAUACAAGAGACUAUCAUUACUAGCUGUUGAACAAAAUUCAAGAAGUCCAAAUGGUUUACAUUCAACAUCGUCAACAAUAUUUCGUCAUAGUUCAGUAUUUUAUGAUGCUCCAGAAGCGUUUGAUAAUCUAUUAUUAUCAGAUAAAGAAGAAUGUGAUAAAAUGUCUGAAUCAGAAUCAUCGAGUGAUGAUGAAAAACCGCCUCAAAUCAAAUGGCGACGUUCUUCAUUACCUGCUGUAGCUCCUGAUUCAUCCAAUAUCAAACUAUGGGAUAUCAUGAGAAAAGCCAUAGGAAAAGAUUUAUCUCGUGUUGCUAUGCCUGUUAUAUUAAAUGAACCAUUAGGUUUAUUACAGAAAUUAUGCGAAGAACUGGAAUAUACUGAUUUAUUAGAUAAAGCAUCACAAACAGAUGAUAAAUAUCAGCGAAUGGUUUAUGUGACAGCAUUUAUCAUUUCAACCUAUUCGGCUAAUUAUUAUCGAACAGGACGAAAAAAUUUUAAUCCAUUGUUAGGUGAAACAUAUGAAUGUAUUCGAGAAGAUAAAGGAUGGAAAUUUAUUGCCGAACAAAAAGUAAUGAAAAUUGAAGCUUCGCAGUAUUUCACCUAUCAACUUCAAGCAAAAGUAAAGUUUUGGGGAAAAUCAAUGGAAAUUUUACCAGACUCUCUAAAUAUUUUAACAUCUCCAAAAUAUAAUGAAACAAUCGUCUGGAAUAAAGUGACAAUGUGUAUUCAUAAUUUGUUGUCAAAUGAUCGCUGGUAUAGUACUGAUUUACUGGUUGAAAAUUCGAAUGGGACAACAGCACGAAUUAGUUUUAUGCAGAGUCAGUACCGUACACGUUUAAACAAUGUUGCCGGUGAUAUUGAGAAUGAACAGGGUGAAAUUGUACAUAAAUUAUUUGGACAUUGGCAUAAUGAUGUAUUCUGUGGAAAUGAUCAAACAGCAAAAUGUAUAUGGAAACAAAGUGCUGUACUUGAAAAUUCGAAACAAUAUUAUGGUUUUACUCGUUUUGCUAUUGAAUUAAAUGAAUUAGAUGACGAUUUAAAAGAACAAUUACCACCAACAGAUUCAAGAUUUAGACCAGAUCAACGAUUACUGGAACUGGGUGAUACUGAAGCAGCUGAAAAAGAAAAAGCACGUAUUGAAGACGCUCAACGUCAACGUACACGUGAACGCCCUGAAGAGUAUCGACCGAUAUGGUUUGAUGUGAAUCAUGAUCAACAAUCUUAUAAACCAAAAAAUAAUUUCUAUUGGACUAACGUGAUGAAUAGUUUGCGUGAUAAAUAA